AUGGCCACCAAAAGCGUAAAGCUGGGCGACAAGAGGAAAAGUUCCUCGUCCGACAAGCCCCCCAAGUCGGAGAAGCCUGCAAAAAAGGCGCGGUCGGACAAGGAGACUUUGGCACCGGCCAAGCAGCGAAUUGCAUCAAGCAGAAAGGCCUUUGAGGCCGAGGGCGACUUGUCGGAUGAGGAUGACUUUGACGGUGUGUCAUCGGAGGACGAGGAGGAAGGUGGUGCCGAUUUGAAGUCGGAAGAUGACCACAAGCACAAGAAGCCCAAGCUGAGCUCAGGGACUUCUGACGGCAAAACGUUUGAACGCGGUCAAACAUCGAGAGAAUCACAUGCGCUCCAGAAGCAACUCGCUCAAGAGCGCAAGGCCGCCAAGCCCCUUGCCGACGAACUCGCCCGCACCAAGAAGCUCUGGGAGCGCCUGCGACGCAAAUCACACGUGCCCAAGGAGGAGCGCCAAGGCCUCGUCGAUGAGCUCUUCACCAUCGUCACCGGGCGCAUCAGGGACUUUGUUCUCAAGCACGAUGCCGUGCGCGCCGUGCAGACGGCCAUCAAGUACGCCACCAUGGCCCAGCGGAGAGAGAUUGCGCAGGAGCUUAAGGGGACUUUUGCACAGCUGGCCGAGAGUAGGUACGCCAAGUUCCUCAUCGGAAAGCUGCUCGGUCACCAGGACGACGAGGUUCGGGAUCUCAUCGUCCCCGAGUUCUACGGCAAGGUCAAGAAGCUCAUCAACCACCCCGAGGCGUCGUGGAUUCUCGACGAUAUAUAUCGAGGUGUGGCCACGAAGGAGCAGAAGGAUAUCCUUCUGAGGGAAUGGUAUGGCACCGAGUUUGCUCUGUUCAAGCCUGAAAACGGAGAGACGGUCACGGCAGAUCUGCCAAAGAUCUUGAAGAACGAGCCGAGCAAGAGAGGGCCGAUCCUCAAGUACCUCUUUGGUAUGAUCAACAAUCUGAUCCAGAAGCAGAUGACUGGUUUUACCAUGCUGCACGACGCCAUGCUACAGUACUUCCUCUGCGUCCCGUCCGACACGGAGGAGCACAAGGAGUUUGUGGAGAUUAUCAAAGCGGACGACAACGGUGAUUUGCUCAAGAACUUGGCAUUUACCAGGUCUGGAGCCAGGCUUGUAUGUCUACUUCUGGCAUACGGCGGUGCCAAGGACAGGAAACAGAUCCUCAAGACCUACAAGGACACCUUUGAGCUCAUGUGCGGCGACAGGAACGCUCACGCCGUCAUAUUAACCGCCUUUGACGUUAUCGACGAUACCGUCUUGACGACCAAAUCCAUACUCCCCGAGAUACUGGGCAAGAGUGAGGACAAAGAGGCAGAAAACGUGUUUUUCUGCGUCAACAACCCAAAUGCCAGGAUUGUGCUCCGUUACCCAUUCGAAGGCACUUCCAAGUCGCUGUUCCCCCCAAGUCACUGGUCAGAUCUCGGUCUGUUGAAGGAGGUACACGGUAUUCGCAAAAACACCUCCAAGAAGGACCCGGAAGUCCGUCGCAAGGAGAUCGUUGCGGCAAUGUCUCCUGCUCUUUUGAGGGUCAUUGCCUCGUCUGCAAAAGACCUCAUGUCCACAUCGUUUGGAUGCCAAAUGAUCACCGAGGUUCUUUUAUCUGCCGUUGGUGACAAGACUGAGGCGCUUAAUGCGGUGGCGGCGACGGCGGAAGGUGACCCCAACCAAGAACCCGAGGAGAACCCUGACAGCCUCGCCCCGCCGAGGCCACACCCCGCGCGUGACCCAUUUGCCGCCAGGAUGUACAAGACUCUGGUGUCGGGUGGUCACUACGACAAGGCCUCUGGAAAGGUCAAGGCCGCGGACCCACCUCUGAACUUUGCCAACACGCUAUACGACGUUAUCAAGAGCCAUAUAGUGGCGUGGGCGACGGGACCCGGGUCAUUUGUGCCCGUGGGUCUGUUGGAGGCUGAGGAUUUUGAGCCGCGCAAGGCGGAGCUGGUCAAGACGCUCAAGAAGAACAAGAAGCUUCUGGAGAAGGCUUCAAUAGAAGAGACGGCCGAGCAAAAGGCCAAGAGGGAAGCGUUGGCUGCAGUGGAUUCGGAGGAGGGCCAGGAGGUGGACAAGGCAGCGGCCAGGAAAGGGAGGAAGGACAAGAGGAAGGGCGCCAAAAAGGAAUUGCUUGUCGGGAAUGCGGGUGCCAAGAUUUUGCUUGAGAAGCUCUAA
Pyricularia grisea is the source of this 2175-nucleotide messenger RNA. RefSeq lists its product as uncharacterized. The record is from RefSeq and is a predicted model, not a curated record. Gene Ontology annotation, molecular function: mRNA binding. Gene Ontology annotation, biological process: regulation of translation. Lineage: Eukaryota; Fungi; Ascomycota; Sordariomycetes; Magnaporthales; Pyriculariaceae. Bases 1 to 2175 code for a protein of 724 amino acids. The transcript is spliced from 2 exons. Gene Ontology annotation, cellular component: nucleolus.